UCCGUGCAAGAUGAUUCGAAAGAGUGUUACAGAGAGCUUUGGCACAGCCAUAUCAUCUUUGAGUACAGCACAUCUUACUGAUGGAGUUAUCAGAAGAAGCAAGAGAAUGAUGCUAGAUACACUGGGGGUUGGAUUGCUUGGAACCAGCACCCCAGUCUUUAAUGUGAUUUUCCAGUACAGCAAGAGAUACCAAGCAAAACAGAACAGCAGUGUAUGGGGGAGACCAGGAUCAUUCCUUCCACCUCAUUAUGCUGCAUUUGUCAAUGGGGUUGGGGUGCACUCUAUGGACUUUGAUGACACCUGGCAUCCUGCCACUCACCCCUCCGGAGCCGUGCUGCCUGCUCUGCUUGCUCUAGCUGAGUCUCUGCCUUCCAAACCUUCAGGCUUGGAUCUACUUCUGGCCUUCAAUGUGGGACUUGAAGUUCAGGGAAGACUGAUGAGGUUUUCAAAAGAGGCUUAUAACAUCCCCAAAAGGUUCCAUCCUCCUACAGUUGUUGGAGUUAUGGGCAGUGCAGCUGCUACGGCUAAACUCCUGGGUCUGUCCCCAUCUCAGACCAUGGCGGCUCUUGCUAUUGCAUGUUCAUCUGCCGGUGCUCCAUUGGCAAAUGCUGCUACUCAGACAAAGCCACUGCACUUGGGAAACGCUGCUAGAAGGGGCCUGGAAGCAUCUCAGCUUGCUCUUCUUGGUCUAGAGGGCAACAAAUACAUUCUGGACCUGGAGUCAGGUUUUAGCAUCUUCUACCAGGAUUAUUUUCCACGUCAUUUGGCUGAGGUUUCCCCAACUAGCCAGUAUAGGUGGGUGCUGGAAGACCAGGAUAUUGCAUUUAAGCGAUUUCCUGCCCAUCUCGGCAUGCACUGGGUAGCUGAUGCAGCAGUAAAAGUGAGGAAUAAAAUUCAUAUCAGAGAGCCAAAUGCUGAUCUCAGUCAAAUUAAGAGGAUUGUACUGAGAGUCCCUUCAUCCAGAUAUAUAGAUUGUCCACUCCCAGUGACGGAGCACGAGGCUAGGCACUCGUACCAGUUCAAUUGCUGCAGUGCACUGCUCGAUGGCGAGGUCACCGUGGACUCCUUCAGCAGUAAAAUGAUGGAAAGGAAAGCACUGAAGGACCUGCUCCUCAAAGUUAAUCUGGAAAAUCCGAUAGACAAUCAGGCUAGUUUCAAAAAGAUGUACUGUGAAGUUGUGGUGGAGAUGGCCAAUAGAGAAACACACACAGCACGUUGCAACACAUUUUAUGGUCACUGGAGAAAGCCUCUCAGUCAGGAGCAUUUGGUAAGGAAAUUUAAGAACAAUGCAUCGACUGUGCUGAGCACAGAUGCUGUAGAUAGUAUUCUACAAGUUAUUGACAGCCUGGAGACAGUCACUGACUGUUCUGUGCUUGGGUCAUACAUGCAAUUUCAUAAGCACAUAAACCAAAGCAAUGACUCCUAUUAUUCAGCAUCUGCUUGAAUGUUACUGCAAUGAUAACUCGUACCUAAAACUAUGUUUUAAGUGACUAUUAAAAUGUGUCAAUUAAACCUGAUAAACCACAUACUAGACUACUUUUAUUACCUGCCAAAACACAAGAUAUGUGACAUGAAUCUUGGCAAUCAUAUUUAGUAAUAUAGCUAUCAUACAACUCAAUGGAUGAUGGUCUAUUUAGUUAAGUGUAUCUUAAGGCAUAACACUUCUGAUCAAGGUAUGAAAUGUAAAAUAUCAAAAAGGAACACAGUAGUGGUGUAGGAGUGUCCAUCGCUAUUGGUUCAAUGUAUCGAUCAAAUAACCAAUGAUCCGCCGCAUCAGUGCAAUGCGUAAACAUCGAUGCGUGUAUAAUUUUUAAGAUGGACCUUUAUUUAGGGCACUAAUUCGAAAAAUGCUCCAGAAACGCCGUCCGUAUGCAUUUUUUUCUCGUGUCAAUUUCACAUUUGAAAAAAAUUAGCUGAUGCCACAACAUAGCAACAUGAGUGUUCAAGAAAUAAAGGUUUUCUAUUUAAUUAGAAACAAAUCUCGGGUGUGGGAAAGUAUGUCGUCACUGAAGCGCUAAACAUUUAUGUGAAAUUCUACACAGAAAUCCUACCAAGUUGUAGGAAUGAUUUUUUUUUCAGCUUUGUUUUGUUAAGUAUGAAAAUGUCAAAGCUUUAUAUUUCAAAAGUCAAAUUUAAGUUAAUCACAGGUCCUUAUUUGCACUGAAAUAUGUAGCAUUUCAUAUUGAAAUAAAGCUCAAUACAUUUUUUAAAAUUAUUUUGGCUACAUUUCAGAAUUGUGUGAAAUACACAUUGUUUAAUAUUGAUCACAGGACCCUGAAUCCAUCAAAUCGAAAGUGCAUCAUGUCGGCCAUUGAGGUUUCGGCAAAUAUCGAAUCGCUGGCUAAGAUAAUUGAUAUUAGAUGGUACUGUCAGGAAACUUGCGAGUUACAUCCCUACGCAGCAGUAUUACUUAUUCUUUCUGUAUGCAAGUUUCCGAUUAGUAAUAUUUGAAGCUAAAUGUUAAAACGUUGUGUUCUUUUAUGUAUUUAUAUAAUACAUAAAUAAAGUGUUAGAAGACCAUAAAAGGUUAUUUUUUUGGAAACGCCAGAGGAUUUUCUACAAAACACACAGCAUUUAAUCACUAUAUUAUGUCAUAUGACAUAUGUGGUAGUAUCCUUACCACAC
Molecule: messenger RNA, 2625 nt
Organism: Ictalurus furcatus (blue catfish)
Lineage: Eukaryota; Metazoa; Chordata; Actinopteri; Siluriformes; Ictaluridae
Gene: acod1
Product: aconitate decarboxylase 1
Exons: 5
Coding region: 11-1444 (477 amino acids)
Molecular function (GO): lyase activity
Source: RefSeq, a predicted model, not a curated record